Molecule: messenger RNA, 576 nt
Organism: Dioszegia hungarica
Lineage: Eukaryota; Fungi; Basidiomycota; Tremellomycetes; Tremellales; Bulleribasidiaceae
Exons: 6
Coding region: 1-576 (191 amino acids)
Source: RefSeq, a predicted model, not a curated record
AUGCGGUCUAUAUGGCGCUUCCUAGCCCUCUUCGCGUUCUUAGCUUGCCUUCUCCCAGCAGUCAGCGCAUCCAUCUUCUCCGAACCUGCACUCUCAUACUGCAAAUGUAUCUGCUUCUCCAACUCCACCAUCAUUCCGUUAUUCCGCCCAUCCGACCCAUCGAAGCCAUGUCUGUCUUGUACCAAGCAGUUCUGCUUGGACCAAAAGCUGGCUAUCUGCAAGAAUGCCGAGCUGCCUGAGCUGGACGUUGACGUCGGCACUGGUACAGAAGGGGACGUCGAAGCAAGAUGUUUCAAGAGGGACUCCCCUCGAGAUGAGCUCAUCGUUACCUUCUUCGUCCUUACGGUCAUCGGCAUGCUCCUAUUCGCAGCGGUGCGGGGUCGAUUCCAGAAAGCUAUCGAGACGCGCGGGCGGCCGACUGAUCUUCGGCAGUGGACACAUGUGCUCCUUCCAGAGCAGCUUCAGCCAUUAUCGGACAACCUCCUGGCUAAGGUCGGAGCAGGACGGGCGCAGCAGUUCGAUGGAAGGGAGAUGCAAGAUACUGGUCGAUCAGGCUCUUACGCGCCAAUCACCUAG